This is a messenger RNA of Selaginella moellendorffii, 3921 nucleotides long. Its product is annotated as ABC transporter C family member 13. NCBI's taxonomy places the organism in Eukaryota, Viridiplantae, Streptophyta, Lycopodiopsida, Selaginellales, Selaginellaceae. Gene Ontology annotation, cellular component: plant-type vacuole; vacuolar membrane. The record is from RefSeq and is a predicted model, not a curated record. Gene Ontology annotation, molecular function: ATP hydrolysis activity; ATP binding; ABC-type transporter activity. The coding region runs from base 1 to 3813 and encodes 1270 amino acids. Gene Ontology annotation, biological process: transmembrane transport. The transcript is spliced from 11 exons.
AUGGAGACGAGAGAAGAGAACGAUCCAGAGCUGCGACAGCCACUGCUGUGGCAAGGGCAAGCGCAAGCAAGUGAUGGCGACGAGCAGCAAGCUCCGUACACAAAGGCGGGGCUCCUCAGCUUGGCCACCUUCUCGUGGGUGGCGCCUCUGCUGAAAGUGGGAUCAAAAAGGGCCCUGGAAUCCAAAGACUUGCCCAAGCUCGCACCCAGCGAGAGUGCCGCGGCGGUGCACCAGCUGAUGAGCAGGGCAUGGCAGGCAAACGCAAGCUCAUCCUACCGCCUCUCUAGGAGCUUGGUGAGCAUUCUAUGGAGGAACUUGGCGGUGGCAUCGGCGCUACAGCUGGUGGCGAUGGUGUGCUCCUACACUGGACCUUACCUCAUGGACGACCUGGUGCAGAGCUUGGGCGGGGCUGAAGGCAAGUCCCUCGUCAUGCUAGCGCUCAUCCUGCUGCUAUCGGGGCUUGUUGGGGGAUGGGCACAGAGCCAGGGGCUCAUACAAGGCCAGAUCAUCGAGCUGAGGAGCAAGUCGGCACUCACGGGUUUGCUCUACCUCAAGGGCCUGCGUCUCUCCAGCACCUCGCGGCAGGCUCAUGGCAGCGGUGACAUCGUCAACUACAUGGCCGUCGACACCGCUGGGGUGGCCAGCUGCUUGGAGUUCAUCCACCAUCUCUGGCGGCUGCCUCUCGAGGUGGUCCUGGCGCUGCUCAUCCUCUACAAGAGCGUCGGUAUCGCGGCGAUCGCGACUCUGGUGGCGACCGUGGCCACCGUCGCCGUGAACCUGCCUUAUACAAGCAUGCAGGAUGGAUACCAGGCACAGAUCAUGAAGGCCAAGGACGUGAGGAUGCGAGCCACAGCCGAGUGCUUGCGGAGCAUGAAGAUCCUCAAGUUGCAAGCCUGGGAAGAGGGUUAUCUCAACAAGCUGGAAGCUCUGAGGAGAACAGAGUAUGACUGGCUCAGAAAGAUCUCGUAUAACCGGGCUGUCUCCAUCUUCCUCUUCUACAUCUCGCCGGCAUUUGUUGGGAUCAUCACCUUCGGGACUUGCAUACUUCUCAAGGUACCCCUCACGACAGGCAGGGUCCUCUCAGCAUUGGCUACGUUCAGAGUUCUCCAGGCGCCUCUGAGCAGCUUCCCCGACACUUUGUCCGUACUCGCACAGGCAAGGGUCUCUCUCCGCAGGCUGUCCAGUUUCUUGCUGGAAGAGGAACUCCAAGCUGAUGCUGUUUCCCAACUGCCCAGGGCUGGUGCAGGCGAGUUUGCUGUCCAAGUUCAAGGGGGUGCCUUCAGCUGGGAUGGCUCUCCAGAGAAGCUCUCGCUCUCUAACAUCCACUUUCACGUGUGGGAGGGCGCUACUGUGGCAGUGUGCGGCAUGGUGGGUUCUGGAAAGUCAACCUUACUCUCCUGCUUGCUGGGACAAGUGCCAAAACUUGCGGGAAAGGUCGAGCUGCAUGGGAAAGUUGCGUAUGUUGGGCAAACUGCGUGGAUACAGAGUGGGAAGGUUCAGGACAACGUGCUCUUUGGAAGUCCUUUGGAUCAGUCCAGGUAUGACAAAGUUCUGGAAAUGUGCCAAUUGAAAAAGGACUUGGAGGUACUUCCUUAUGGUGACCAAACAGAGAUUGGUGAGAGAGGCAUAAACCUCAGUGGUGGACAAAAGCAGAGGAUUCAGAUUGCUCGUGCUCUAUACCAAGACGCUGAUAUCUACUUGCUUGACGAUCCUUUCAGUGCUGUCGACAUUGAGACUGGAACUCACAUGUUCAAGGAAAUCAUCCUUAAAGCGCUAGCGUCCAAGACAGUGGUGUUAGUAACUCAUCAAGUGGAGUUCCUGGCUGUUGCUGACUCGAUACUGGUUCUCAAAGAUGGCUGCAUCACGCAGCAGGGGACAUACCAAGAGUUGCUGAAGAGUCAAGCUGACUUCAACACGCUGGUGCAUGCACAUAACAAGGCGAUGGAGUCUGUAGAUCAGAGUUCAAAGUCUCAGCAAGUUCUGCCCGCCGCCGCUGACGACAACGCUGCUGCUGGUACCAUGAGUCCGCAGCCAAAACAGGCGAACCAAUUGCAACAGCUGGUUAAGGAAGAGGAGCGCGAGCAGGGCAGCACACACUUGGCACUGUACUGGAGUUACUGCACAGCUUACUACAAAGGUGCCCUGAUUCCGCUGAUAGCCAUUGGGCCGCUAGCGUUCCAGGUGUUUCAGCUUGCUGGCAACUGGUGGAUGGCAGCAACCUCACAGCUUUCGGUUGCCGCAGCCAAGCUUAUCGGUGUCUAUGUGGCGUUGACACUCGGGGGAUCACUCUUAUUUCUUGGAAGGAUGGUACUGAUAGCCAUUAUGGGCCUGGGAACAUCACAGAUUUUCUUCUUCAACAUGCUCAACCAUAUUUUCCAUGCACCCAUGUCCUUCUUCGACUCCACUCCAGCCGGUCGCAUUCUCAGCAGGGCAUCUUCUGAUCAGAGCGCUCUAGACCUGGACGUACCAUUUCGGAUUGGUGGUCUUGCAAACUCAACCACGCAUUUCAUAUUUGUGGUUGGAGUGCUGUCGCAAUCUGUGUGGCAAGUUUCAGUCGUGUUUGUGCCUGUGGCGAUCCUCUGCGUCAAGCUCCAGAGGUACUACAUGGCAUCAGCUAGAGAACUGGCAAGACUUCAAGGCACGCAGAAAGCUCCCAUUAUUCACCACUUUUCCGAGUCACUAGCUGGGGUAGCCACCAUCCGAGGAUUCGAUCAGGAAGAGCGCUUCGCGAAACGCAGCUUUGCACUCAUAGACGACUUUUCUCGGCCGGAUUUCUAUUCCACCGGAGCCAUGGCGUGGGCGACCCUGCGACUCGAGUUCUUAACCAACAUCAUGUUCGCCGUCUUUUUGUUCACGCUCGUCUACUUGUCAGGCAGUGUCGAUCCAAGUUUAGCGGGGCUGGCAGUGACGUAUGGGUUGAACAUGGAUCUCCCGUGGGUCCUCUGGUGUUUAUGUACUGUGGAGAAGGUGAUCAUAUCCGUGGAGAGAAUUCAGCAGUACAGUUGCCUUCCGAGUGAGGCUUCAUGGAAAGUCCAAGCAACGAAGCCUUCAGAGAGCUGGCCUUCAGAUGGAACUGUGGAGCUCGUCGACUUGCAGGUGCGCUAUACAGAUACCUCCCCACUUGUCUUGCACGGCAUCACUUGCAAGUUUCCGGGAGGUAAGAAGACUGGAGUUGUGGGACGAACGGGUAGCGGCAAGUCGACGCUCAUCCAGGCCAUCUUCCGAGUGAUUGAGCCAGCGGGAGGGAGGAUCAUUAUCGAUGGUGUUGACAUAAGUCGACUGGGGCUUCAUGACCUGCGUUCAAGGCUGAGCAUCAUUCCUCAAGAUCCCGUGCUCUUUGAAGGCACUGUUCGCUACAACUUGGAUCCACUCGGUCGCCAUAGUGAUGCUGAGCUCUGGGAGGCACUGGACAAGUCUGAGCUUGGCGACUUGGUACGCAACAAGGAGGGCAAACUUGAGGCAUCUGUCUCAGAGAAUGGAGAGAACUGGAGUGUGGGGCAGCGCCAGCUCUUGUGCCUAGGGAGGGUGAUGCUCAAGCGUGCCCGAGUUUUGGUGCUGGAUGAAGCUACUGCUUCCGUGGAUACUGCGACUGCUGCGGUCCUUCAGUCGACCAUUUCGAAGGAGUUCACUGGCUGCACCGUCAUUACCAUCGCUCACAGGCUGCCUACAGUCAUUGGCAGUGAUCUCGUCCUCGUCCUAAGCGAUGGACGAGUGGUGGAGUAUGAUGAACCCACGAAACUGCUUGACAAGGGCUCUUCACAUUUUAGCAAGCUCGUCAGCGAGUACUCUGCGAGCAAGAUUUGUAGCACUUAGCAUUAAACCUGUCAUGACCACAUCACCGCAUGAACUAUCCGGCAUCCGAUGUGACAAUAUAGUUAAGAAUCGCUAUACAUGAUAACGUAAAGAAGAUAACUUUGAUCA